Striga asiatica is the source of this 3060-nucleotide messenger RNA. The record is from the annotation of a GenBank genome assembly. NCBI's taxonomy places the organism in Eukaryota, Viridiplantae, Streptophyta, Magnoliopsida, Lamiales, Orobanchaceae.
AAUAAAAAAAAAAAAAAGAAAAAAUCCCACAAGAGUUUUGAGCUAUUAUUUUGCAAUUAGGAGGGAUUUGUUGUGGUGAAGGCUUGACAAUGUCUUACAAAGAAAGUAACAAAGGCUCAGUCGUGGCCAUGGAUAAUGGGAAAUACGUUCGCUACACGCCCGAGCAGGUGGAGGCUCUUGAGCGGCUUUAUCACGACUGCCCUAAGCCGAGCUCUAUGCGCCGUCAGCAGCUCAUCCGUGAAUGUCCCAUUUUAUCCAACAUUGAGCCCAAGCAGAUCAAAGUUUGGUUUCAGAACAGAAGGAGCAUAGAUUAUUUGAAAAAAGAAAGUUAUAAGUUGAAGGAAACUGUGGUUAUUAAUUUGAUUGAUGAAUACAGAUGCAGAGAGAAGCAAAGGAAAGAGGCAUCAAGGCUUCAAGCUGUCAACAGGAAGCUUUCGGCCAUGAAUAAACUCUUGAUGGAGGAGAAUGAUAGGUUGCAAAAACAAGUGUCACAGUUGGUGUAUGAGAACAGUUACUUUCGCCAGCAUAAUCCCAAUAAUGCACUUGCUACUAAAGACACUAGCUGUGAAUCGGUGGUGACGAGUGGUCCAAAAAACCACUUGACACCUCAGCAUCCGCCAAGAGAUGCUAGUCCUGCAGGGCUUUUGGCCAUUGCAGAAGAGACUUUAGCAGAGUUUCUUUCGAAGGCUACUGGAACUGCUGUUGAGUGGGUCCAAAUGCCUGGAAUGAAGCCUGGUCCGGAUUCCAUUGGAAUCGUUGCUAUUUCUCAUGGUUGCUCUGGCGUGGCAGCACGAGCGUGCGGCCUAGUUGGCCUAGAGCCUACCAGAGUUGCUGAAAUCUUGAAGGAUAGGCCUUCAUGGUUUCGCGACUGCCGAGCCGUCGAUGUCUUAAAUGUGCUGCCUACUGCCAAUGGUGGAACGAUAGAACUGCUCUACAUGCAGCUAUAUGCGCCGACAACUUUGGCGCCAGGUCGUGACUUUUGGUUGUUACGCUAUACUUCUAUUAUGGAUGAUGGGAGCUUAGUGAUUUGUGAAAGAUCACUCAGCAAUACCCAGAAUGGUCCUAGCAUGCCGCCAGUUCAGAACUUUGUGAGGGCAGAAAUGUUUCCCAGCGGUUAUUUGAUCAGACCUUGUGAUGGAGGAGGCUCGAUAAUCCACAUUGUGGAUCACAUGAAUUUGGAGAUUGUGCCUCAAGGGUGUUCAUUUGUGAUUAACCCAACUUUUAUCAUGCUGAACCUUUUGGCAUGGAAUGUUCCGGAGGUGUUACGCCCACUCUAUGAAUCUCCAGCUGUGCUUGCUCAGAAGACCACAAUUGCUGCUCUUCGCCAGCUCAGGCAGAUGGCCCACGACAUCUCACAGUCUAGCGUGACCAACUGGGGCCGAAGGCCAGCAGCUUUACGUGCACUUAGCCACCGAUUGAGCAGGGGAUUUAACGAGGCUCUUACUGGGUUCGGUGACGAAGGGUGGUCGUUGAUCAGUAAUGACGGCAUGGAUGAUAUUACGAUUCUUGUGAAUUCCAGUCAAGAAAAAAUGAUGGGCUUGAAUAUAUCCUUUUCUAGUGGAUAUCACUCGAUUUGUAAUGCUGUCUUGUGUGCCAAAGCCUCUAUGCUUCUACAGAACGUGCCUCCCGCAAUAUUACUGAGGUUCUUACGAGAGCACAGAUCUGAGUGGGCAGAUGUUAACGUAGAUUCUUACUCAGCUGCCGCGGUUAAAACUGUACCACCUUGUACUUUCCUUGGUCCGAGGUUCGGGAAUUUCGGGGGUCAAGUUGUUCUUCCUUUGGCACAGACUAUCGAGCAUGAAGAGGCAAGCAUUGGCCAUUCUCCUGAAGAUGCAAUGAUGCCAAGGGACGUGUUGCUUUUGCAGAUGUGUAGUGGGAUGGAUGAAAAUGCAGUCGGAACAUGUGCAGAGCUCAUAUUUGCUCCUAUUGAUGCCUCUUUUACCGAUGAUUCCCCUCUUUUGCCCUCUGGUUUUCGCAUCAUUCCUCUUGAUUCUGGAAAGGAAGCCACGAGCCCGAAUCGAACCCUGGACCUUGCUUCUGCUCUUGAAAUCGGGACAGCUGGCAGUAAAUCAUCACACGGCAUGUCCAAUGCAAGUGGGACAUCAAGAUCCGUUAUGACAAUCGCGUUUCAGUUUGCUUUCGAAAGCCACAUGCAAGAAGAAGUGGCGAACAUGGCCCGACAAUAUGUUCGAACCAUUAUUUCAUCUGUACAAAGGGUGGCUUUGGCUCUGUCCCCAUCAAACAUGGGCCCAAAUAUCGGGCUUCGGCUGCCGCUUGGAACUCCUGAAGCCCAAACCCUGGCCCGUUGGAUCUGCCAGAGUUACAGGAACUAUAUGGGUGUGGAUCUUCUCAAAUCAAAUGGCCUGAGCAGUGAAUCUAUACUUAAAGCUCUUUGGCAUUACUCGGAUGCGAUUCUUUGUUGCUCCUUGAAGGCCAUGCCCAUUUUCACGUUUGCAAAUCAGGCUGGUCUGGAUAUGCUGGAGACUACACUUGUCGCACUUCAGGACAUCUCUCUGGAAAAGAUAUUCGACGAUCAUGGCCGAAAAAAUCUGUGCUCCGAAUUUCCACAGAUAAUGAGUCAAGGUUUUGCAUCACUUCCGAGUGGUAUAUGCUUGUCGAGCAUGAGCCGGCCGGUGUCCUACGAAAGAGCAGUGGCUUGGAAAGUGAUGAAUGAGGAAGAAACUGCCCAUUGCAUCUGUUUUAUGUUUGUCAAUUGGUCGUUUGUUUGAUCUUUUGUCGGCCAAUAUUUAUGUAAGAAACCCUUGACAGUCUGAUGUUUUUUUCGUUUUUAGUUGACUACUAAAACAGUUGUGAACCUAAACUUUUAUCGUUUGUUCGUCUUUUGGUUUGAGUGGUUCCAGGAUGAAAAAACUCAUGUUUGUGGGAUGAUGUUUUGUAAUUGUACCUCUACUUUUUGAUUGAACUUCUUUAAGUAGACCUUUUGUGGGAUUAUGUGUUGAUUAAAGUUCAAACAGUGUGGCACAAAAUGAAAACUAAACAAGAAAAAUGGUUAAAAGCUGUGUAAUAGUGAUUAGUGAGAUGUGUGAAGAUCUUGAAGAA